UCUCUCCCUCCCAGCGCUCAGUUCAUUGACCUUCUGUCUGUUUUCUGUCGAUCCUCUAAUGUGAAAGAGCUGAACGCUGAUAAACCACAAUGUCUUGGGUCUUCUGGAAUUUUCUCUGCUUGUUUCUAAUACACUGUGUGAGUUCAGAAGUCUUCCUCCACAGUCGAGAUGCCAGUCAGGUCCUGAGCCGGCGCCGGCGCGCCAACACCAUUUUCGAGGAGCUAAAGAAGGGAAACAUGGAGCGCGAGUGUGUUGAGGAGCGCUGCAGUUAUGAGGAGGCCAGAGAAAUCUUCGAGGAUGUUAAAAAGACGGAUGAGUUCUGGAACAAGUAUAUUGAUGGAGACGCGUGUUUGUCCCACCCGUGUCUCAACGGCGGCGAGUGUAAAGACGCGAUCGGACCGUACACGUGUUUCUGUCAACAAGGCUUUAAGGGCUACAACUGUGAGAUCGUUAUUCCUGCGCUCUGUGAGAGCGAAAACGGAGGCUGCGAUCAUUUCUGCAGGGUGGAGAAGAAUAACGUCGCCUGUUCGUGUGCUAAAGGCUACGAGCUGGCCAAUAACGGGAAGUCGUGUCAGUCUCAAGUUUCAGAUCCUUUCAAAUGUGGCGCCGUCCAUCCUCAGAAGACCAGAAGCCUCUUAAACAGCAUACACAUCAACAACACUGAGAAUGAAGAGGAGACCACCGCCGAGCCUGUCGUAGACGCCACGAACCCUCCUGUCAAUGACACAAACAGCAUGUUUGGCCUCUUCGAGCAGGAGAUCACGGAUACGGUGAAGGAGCAACCCAUUCUGGCUGAGUCCUCAUCAGGGGGAGACCGGAGAAUCGUGAACGGUGGGGAGUGUCUUCCUGGAGACUGUCCAUGGCAGGCUCUUCUCAUCAACGAAGAAAACAUCGGCUUCUGCGGCGGCACCAUCUUAAACGAGUACUUCGUUCUGUCGGCCGCUCACUGCAUGAAUCAGUCGCUCUCCACACGGGUGGUUGUAGGUGAGUUCGACACGCUGGUCAAAGAGGGUCGUGAGGUCACGCACGACGUAGACGAGAUUCUGAUUCACAAGAACUACAUGGCUGAGACCUACCACAACGACAUCGCCCUCAUCAAGCUCUGCAAGCCCAUCAGAUUCAGCAGAUUCAUCGUCCCCGCCUGCCUUCCGGAGCGCAACUUCGCCGAGCGCGUGCUGAUGCUCCAGGAGGACGGCUUGGUGAGCGGCUUCGGACGCGUGCGCGAGGGCGGCCUCCAGUCCACCUUCCUGCAGAAGCUGACCGUGCCAUACGUCGACCGCGCCAAGUGCAUCGAGUCCAGCAAGUUUAAGAUCUCCAGCCGCAUGUUCUGCGCCGGAUACGAUCAGGAGGAGAAGGAUGCGUGUCAGGGCGACAGCGGCGGGCCACACGUGACGCGCUACAAAAGCACGUGGUUCGUGACGGGCGUGGUGAGCUGGGGCGAAGGGUGCGCCCGGAAGGGCAAGUAUGGCGUCUACACGCAGGUCUCCAAAUACAUCUCGUGGAUCCAUAACACCAUGUCCAAAGUCAUGCCGCAGAUGGAAGCGUCUAUAAAACCCAAAGCAAAGCGGGAGCUCCUUCGGAAGACGCCUGUAAGCAGAGUCUGACGUCUUAAUUCGUGCUGAUUCAUCAAUGACAUUAUUCUGUUUUCUUUCAUAAUCUUUCAUACGCAUAUGUGACCACAAAACCAGUCAUGAGGGUCAAU
Messenger RNA from Sinocyclocheilus rhinocerous, 1702 nucleotides. RefSeq names its product coagulation factor X-like. The transcript is spliced from 8 exons. Gene Ontology annotation, molecular function: calcium ion binding; serine-type endopeptidase activity. Bases 90 to 1604 code for a protein of 504 amino acids. NCBI's taxonomy places the organism in Eukaryota, Metazoa, Chordata, Actinopteri, Cypriniformes, Cyprinidae. Gene Ontology annotation, cellular component: extracellular region. The record is from RefSeq and is a predicted model, not a curated record. Gene Ontology annotation, biological process: blood coagulation; proteolysis.